This is a messenger RNA of Lottia gigantea (owl limpet), 1464 nucleotides long. RefSeq lists its product as hypothetical. Gene Ontology annotation, biological process: proteasome-mediated ubiquitin-dependent protein catabolic process. The transcript has 11 exons. Gene Ontology annotation, molecular function: ubiquitin binding. The record is from RefSeq and is a predicted model, not a curated record. Bases 1 to 1464 code for a protein of 487 amino acids. NCBI's taxonomy places the organism in Eukaryota, Metazoa, Mollusca, Gastropoda, Lottiidae. Gene Ontology annotation, cellular component: nucleus.
AUGGUUUUUAGGUAUAAAUGGACAUUUAAACAUGAAGGCAAUGUGCCUAUAGAAGUGUAUUUUCUCAAUUCAGGUGCUGAUCGAGAUGUGGGAGGUAGAUUGUUGGAGGCCUGUAAUAAUAACCUGGAAAUGGCCAUAGGGAUGCACAUGGAUGUUGGUGAUGUCGGGCAGCAAGGAGAUGGUCAGUGUGCUCCUUCAGCAGCUGAUCUGGAACAAUUUAUUGAUGAUGUUGAUGAUGUUCGAGCACCUAUUCCACAGAAGAGAGAAGUUUUAGUUGAAGAGGGUCCAGUCCUUGCAUACAGAGGUAGAAGAAGACCAGCAGCUUCCGUUUUUGAUGGAUUCAGAGAUUUUCAAGCAGAAACUAGACAGCAAGAAGAAAAUUUAAACAGUGCCUCGAGUAGUACUCAACCUAAUAAAGCUGCCAAACAGAGAACACUAGAAGAUUUAUUCCGUCCUCCUAUAGACAUCACAUUUAAAGGAACAUUCCAAAAGGCACGAGAGGCAGGACAGAACAAGAAGAAAUGGUUACUAGUGAAUAUACAGAAUGUACAGGAAUUUCAAUGCCAGGUUUUAAAUCGUGAUGUUUGGAGUAACGAAGCUGUUCGAGGAAUGAUUAAACAACAUUUUAUCUUCUGGCAGGUGUACCAUGACAGUGAAGAAGGAACGAAGUAUAUUCAGUUUUAUAAAGUAGUUCAAUGGCCUUAUAUAGCUAUUAUAGAUCCCAUUACUGGUGAAAACAUGAUGAAUUGGAAUACAAUGGAUGCCUUAAAAUUCUGUGAUAAUGUAUCAGAAUUUCUAGCAGUCCAUUCAUCAUUAGAAAGUAACAGUGAUUCCAGCCCACCGAGAAAACGAUUAAAAAAGAAUUCUUUAGUGGACGCAACAGAAGAGGCACAACUAGAGGCAGCAAUAAAGGCAUCAAUGGUGCAAGAAAAAAAGAAAGUUGUUUUCGAAACCGAUUCAGAUUGUGAUAGUGAUGUCGAAACAUUUUCCGAUUCUGACGAGGAACCAAUCAACACGAACAAUUCAGGGUCAAAGGGCACAAAAACUUCCAAAAAUGCUCAAAAAACUGAUGUCCUUAAAAGCGAAAGUAACGGUGAAAUCGCGAGUGGGUCACAUGACCAGAGUGUCUCUAAUAACAAUGUGAAUACGUCACAAACCAGUGAAUCUACAGACUCUAGUUAUUGUCUAUCUGACAGUAUCAAUACUGAAUUAACUUGGGAACAUGAUUCGACCAAUUUAAUGGUGAGGUUUCCCGAUGGUAAAAGAGAACAGUUAUCAAUACCAUGCUCUUCAAAAUUAAUGGCACUAGUAAAAUUUGCAGCAUCAAAAGGAUUUUCUCCAGAACGCUUUGAAUUAGUGACAAACUUUCCUCGUAGACAACUGUCUUAUUUAGAUAUGAAACAAACCAUUCAGAAAGCAGGACUCCAUCCUCAAGAGACAGUGUUUGUUCAAGCCAGAUCUUAG